Molecule: messenger RNA, 1681 nt
Organism: Exaiptasia diaphana
Lineage: Eukaryota; Metazoa; Cnidaria; Anthozoa; Actiniaria; Aiptasiidae
Product: fibroblast growth factor 1
Exons: 4
Coding region: 172-798 (208 amino acids)
Biological process (GO): animal organ morphogenesis; positive regulation of cell population proliferation; fibroblast growth factor receptor signaling pathway
Cellular component (GO): cytoplasm
Molecular function (GO): growth factor activity; fibroblast growth factor receptor binding
Source: RefSeq, a predicted model, not a curated record
UUAGAAGAUAAAUUCUGAGCUUCCCUGUAGAAGCAUCACAUUUCAACGCAUUCCUCCAGCAAGUAGACUUGUCAGUUGUUUCAUCUCUGGAAAGUGCGCGUCUUUCUCUCUCAAACACGCGCGUUUGUAAAUACAAAUUGAAUAGCGAGAGGAAAAGUAGAUAACAUCAAGAUGGAACAAGCAUCGUUUUUCGCUACUGUCCUUAUAUUAGCGGUACUACAGUGUCAAAGCGCUCCUGCAACGCAAAGAUCGUCGGUAACACCAUUGAAAGUACCAUCAUCGAAUAGUGCUAGCGCCGUCAAGUCGAAAUCAGUCUUGCCUUUAUUAAAGAAAUUGAAAGCCAAGUUAGCUAAAAAGAAAACCGAAAAAUCAUCUUGUAAUACGAGAGACGUCGUUAAACCUCCCAGUAUUGUAUUGGAAAAAAUGCUGUAUUCUGAACGGAGAUUUCUCAUACAAAUGAAAACUGGACAAGUCGACGCGGUUCCUGUUAACAGCACGACACGAAUAAGCAAUCCUUGGGUUGUAUUCGAAGUGGAAUCCGUAGGAAAUGAUCUUUUUAGAGCAAAAGGAAAAAGAUCGGCGUUAUAUCUAUCAAUGGACAAAAAAGGGAAAUUUUACGGAACAGCUAAACCCACUGAUGAAAGUGUAUUCAAGCAAAUUCAUGACAAAGAAAAAAACCAUGGAUUUAUAGCAUUUGAGAGCUACAAGUAUUGCUCAAAGUACAUUGGAAUGAAAAAGAAUGGUCACCUGAAGACGACGCAUAGACUCAAUCACAGCACACACUUUCUUCUACUGUAAUAUCAUGAUCAGGUAUUAUACAUCAUGAGAUCUAGUGUAGUGCUAUUCCUGACGCAUUCAGUCACUUGCACCCAAACAGAACAGUAAUAGUGCAGUGACUUCUUCAAGUCAAUGAGAAUCCCAGAAAACAAGUACAGUGGUUUACAGCAAAUACAGAGAUCCUCAGAAUCAUCAACAUAAUUUAAUGAUAGAAUGACUCAGUAAGUCAAGAGAUAUAGUCUAAUCAGUGUUAACCUUUAAUAUCCUGAUAUAAAGCUCACUGUAUCAUGUAUAUACCAAUAACUAUUAUUCAGAAUGUGAACAGCAACAGCAAAAUUUGCAUGGUUUUACACUUUUGUCAUUUUUUCUCAGAUUUACCAGCUAUGUUAGUAAGUGCCUAAUUUCAUUUGUAACAUGACGAUGUUGUAUCAGCUAUACAAUGACUUGCCUUGCAUUGUGAUUGGAUAAGCUUAAACAGCAUGGCUUCUACUGACAUAUGCAAUCGACAUUUGAAAUGUGUAUAACCCAAUUCAAUGCAAAUGAAGCUGCUAUAAUAUAUAUAAAAUUAAGAAAGAGAAAAUAAGAAAAAGUCAAGACAAAAUGAAAAUGAGAAAAAAUGAAAAGAAAUGAAGAAGGAAAGUAGAAAGGAGGAAAAUAAGAAAUAUAUCCAUGCAAUUGAAAUCGAGAUGUUACUCUGGUUAAUGGAAUGGAGUUCUAUAUAUAACAUCAAAAUCUAGUAUAAUAGUAUAUAAUAGUAUUUAGUAUACAAUAGAUUAUUAGAUAAAUCCUUAGUAUAUAAGUUUUAUGCUCAGAUAAGCGUUUUAUAUUCAUUGUAAAAAUUGUAACAGAGUGUUUCAUACCAAGCUUACUAUAGACUUAAAAUAAAAGUAAAGACUGUUUUAUA